Pyrus x bretschneideri (Chinese white pear) is the source of this 1709-nucleotide messenger RNA. RefSeq names its product geraniol 8-hydroxylase-like. The transcript has 2 exons. The record is from RefSeq and is a predicted model, not a curated record. NCBI's taxonomy places the organism in Eukaryota, Viridiplantae, Streptophyta, Magnoliopsida, Rosales, Rosaceae. Bases 36 to 1541 code for a protein of 501 amino acids. Gene Ontology annotation, molecular function: oxidoreductase activity, acting on paired donors, with incorporation or reduction of molecular oxygen; heme binding; monooxygenase activity.
UACAAUUUUGUCUUGAGAGAGAGAGAGAGAGAGAGAUGGACUGGUUGAGCUUUUCCCUUUAUCUCAUUCUCACCUGGGCAUUGCUGGAAGCUCUCUUCUACUCACUUGGAAGAGGUAAAAAGAGUUCAAGAUCAAAGCAGCUUCCACCGGGGCCAAAACCCUUCCCAGUCAUUGGGAACCUGCACCAACUUGGUGACAAACCCCACAAGUCUCUUGCCAAACUUGCCCAAAAACAUGGCCCUCUCAUGUCCCUAAAACUAGGUCAAGUAACUUCCAUAGUCAUUUCUUCAGCAGCCAUGGCCAAAGAAGUUCUCCAAACCCAUGAUCACUUCUUCUGUAACCGAACAAUCCCCGAUUCGCUUCGAGCUCAUGAUCACCAUACGAUUGGAUUGCCUUGGCUACCAGUUUCAACCAUGUGGAGAAACCUUAGAAAAAUAUGCAACACUCAACUCUUUGCCAAUAAAAUGCUUGAUUCCAACGAAAACCUGCGGCGCAGGAAACUGCAGGAGCUCCUUGAAGAGGUCCGUCAAAGUAGCGUAAGCGGUCAGGCACUGGAUAUUGGGAAGGCUGCAUUCACAACAGUUCUCAAUUUGUUGAGCAAUACAAUUUUUUCGAUCGAUUUGGCCGACCCAAAUUCUGAAAUGGCUAGGAACUUCAAGGAGAUGGUGUGUAAUAUUAUGAUGGAGGCUGGGAAGCCGAAUUUGGGGGACUGUUUUCCUGUGCUUAGAAAAUUUGACCCCAAUGGCAGAAGGCGGAGGAUGACAAAGUACUUUAGUAAGAUAUUGGAUCUGAAUGAUAGGUUAAUCAACCAAAGGAUGGAGUUACGAAAAUUGCCUGGUUCUGCGGUUAAAAAUGAUGUGUUAGAAACCCUUCUUAACAUUGCUGAGGAAAGCAGUGAAGUGAUCAACAAAAAUGAUAUCAAUCAUCUGUUACUGGUCUUAUUUGUUGCUGGAUCAGACACAACAUCGUCCACAUUCCAAUGGGCAAUGGCAGAGCUAUUGCACAACCCUGAGGUUCUAUCCAAAGCUCAAUUAGAGCUUGAGCAAGUAAUUGGCAAAGGCAAUCCAAUAGAGGAAUCAGACAUUGCAAGACUGCCUUACUUGCAAUCCAUAGUCAAAGAGACCUUUAGGUUGCAUCCUGCAGUUCCAUUGUUACUUCCCCGAAAAGCUGGAGCAGACGUAGAAAUUGAAGGCUACACAGUGACAAAGGGUGCACAAGUGCUUGUUAACACGUGGGCUAUUGGCAGGGACACAAACUUGUGGGAUGAGCCGAAUUCGUUUAAGCCGGAGAGGUUUUGGGGGUCGGAAGUUGAUGUUAGAGGCCGGAAUUUUGAGCUUAUACCUUUCGGAGGUGGACGGAGAAUAUGUCCUGGAUUGCCAUUGGCAAUGAGAAUGUUGCACUUAAUGUUGGGUUCUCUUAUUCAUUUAUUUGAUUGGAAGCUUCCAGAUGGGGUUACACCAAAGAACAUGAACAUGGAUGAUAAGGUUGGCCUCACCUUAGAGAUGUCCCAACCCUUGCGAGCUAUUCCUAUCCCAUUGUAAAUGUCCAAUAUUUUGCAAAACUACUCCAUGAAUUAUUAUUGUUUUGCAAAGUGGAAUGUUUCUUGUUUUCAUGAAUAAUCUGGGAUGGACAGUUUUAUGCCAGGUGACAAGUUUGAGUGACAUGUAGCUUUCGAAUUAAACAUGUAAUAGAUUAUAAAUAUAAAAGCA